Molecule: messenger RNA, 3177 nt
Organism: Nematocida ausubeli
Lineage: Eukaryota; Fungi; Microsporidia
Exons: 1
Coding region: 1-3177 (1058 amino acids)
Source: RefSeq, a predicted model, not a curated record
AUGAGAGAUUCAUCUAGUACAGCAUUAGCACAGGAAUUUCAAUCCCUUUUGGAGGAGCUGGGGAUAGAAGGAGAAAAUAGGAAGGUGCUGCUUGCGCUGCCCACAGAGCAGAAACUCCGUAUGAUAAAUGCACAGAAUAAGUCUAUGCAAAUAUCAGGGAUUGAGAUAGCCAAUCAAUUUAAAAAUAUUAAAAAGCCGUUUUCAAUCUCUUAUAAUAUAACGGACAUUGAGGAAUACAUUAAAGAGAUACGGAUAUUGCGGCUAAAGUUUGUGGAGCUAACAGAGAGAGAGGUAGAGAAGGCAAUUGAAAAGAACCUUCUUGUGGACGUAUGGGGAAUUAUUUCUGCUCUUGCACCAAAGGCAGAGGUGCAGGAUUCUAGGAUGUAUCUUCAGCUGGAAAAUACCAAGCAGAAUAAGCCCAUAUACAGGAUACUAGAGCCCACUGUGAACUUUUUUAAAACUCUGCUGAAGUCUCCUGCUAUAAUAAGAAGUCUUCAGAGUAGUACAAAACUGUUUACAGAGAUAUUCAUGCACUUCCCUUCUGAGUAUGCAGGAAUAUCUACUAUCAUCCUGCAGAUUGCUGCAAAGUGUUCUACUAUUUAUAUGGAUGUAUUUCUAGACUAUUUAUUUAGGUCCUCUAAGCACGAAGUACAUGCCUACUGCAUUCCUGCUUGUGACAUUAGAAUGAAAAGAAUACUUGAUGAGAUCCAUUAUAACUUGACAUUUAGGACGAUUGAUGAAGAGUACGCAAUUGCAUUUUUGCAUCUUUUGGUUGAUUUCUACUCUGAGCCACCUUUGGUUGGUAUUAUGCUGGAUAGUCUGCUGCGAAUGUGCGAUAUAGGACGAGUGCUCAGUAAGAUUGAAAGCACCUUCUGUGGGACAAGAAAGUUAAUUGGUGAAGUAAUUGAGAUGCAGGAGAAGGUGCGCAGCAUGGCAGGUGAGAUUGAUGUGCGCCAAAUUCAAAUGGACACAGAAGACACAAAGAAAGAUCUUACAUAUAUCGUAAAUGUCUUGAGUGUUCUGAACAGAAUAAACAGCAGCCGAAUAUACGAUGUAGUGCAGUACAUCAGAGGAUGUGUUCUGGAGGAAUCUGUCUACAAAAAUAAGGACAUUGCGAAAAUAGAACAAGAAAGAGCCAUUCGAAAGAAAAAGGCAGAGAAAGAAACGUACACGUGCAUAUGCAAGGAUAUUAUAAGAGGGAAGGAAUUGCAGGCACCCAUCUUCCCAUCACCCACUGCAAUAUCCGUAAACUCAACGCAAAAAGAUGGAAAGACAGAAGAAGGCACCAAACAGAAAGAUCCUGAGGCAGUAAGCGUAAGUCUAUCCGAGUCAAAAGCACCUUCUGCCCUUGCUAGAACAAAAGAGAUGAAAACACCAACACCAACAGAAAAAACCACUAGCCAAAGGACAAUGGUAGAGAAUGAAGGAUUCAAUAUCCCAGAUGGAAUACUAACCAAGAUAGAGACAGACUCUCUUGUUAGCAAAAUCAUUAAGAAUAUAACCCGAAUAUCCUUAACUAAAGACCAGUGCAUAUCCUUAAAGAAAGCCAUUGAUGGCCGAGAUGCACUAGUCACAGAGAAAAACCUCCCAGAAGACACGAGCAAAGUACCUAUCUCAACUAGUCCAUCGAAUGGGCCACCCUGCAGGCCACCAGGUGCACCACUUAACAGACCGCCAGUUGCACCAAUUAUUAAACCACCAACUAUGCCUCUGGGUAGACCACCAACUGCACCGAUUAACAGACCGCCAGUUGCACCACUCAACAAACCACCAACUGCACCGAUUAGUAAACCGCCUACCAUGCCUCUAGGUAAACCACCAGUUGCACCACUUAGUAAACCACCAACUAUGCCUCUGGGUAAACCACCAACUGCACCACUCAACAAACCACCCAUCGGAGGAUCUAUGCCAAGUGUUUCAAAAAUGCCUGCACCGCCAAUUAUGAAAAAGCCUUUGAGUGGAGAUUUAGACCCUGGUAGUACUGUGCCCAUUCCUACACAGCCAAAAAUAGGCGUAUGCCCUCCUAUGGGCAUUCCCAAGAAUGAUUUUGCAAAGAAAAGUGAAUCUGUCCCGUCAAAAGAGACAAGUACAGAUGAAACUACUAUCAAUAGUGCAGAGGUAUCUAAGCCUGGACCAAGAGCUUUAUAUAUAGAGCAAGCUGCACUGUUGCAGCCAUCUAAUCCGCAGCAGAUACCUUACGAAGUCCAUAUACGAAAGCCAGGUACAACUGGCCUGUGGAGUGUACUCGACAAAAGCGAAUUAACGAUAUUUAAGAAAGAAGACUUUUCUGCUUUUGAAAGAAAAAAAGUUGAUAAAACCGUUGAAGAAGAAAAGGCCAUAGUGGAUGGGGUAAUUGAUAAAAAAAGAUGCAAGUCCAUUGAUAUUGCGCUUGCAAGAGUUAAGAUCCCUUAUGAAAAGCUAAUUGAGGCAGUGGCAAAUAUCAAUCCAGAGCCAUUUAAUGAAACCCUUAUUUCAGGUCUUCUUAAAAGCUACCCUACUGAUGAAGAAGUCGAGCUCAUACGAAAGCAUCCUGUGCAACUAGCACCUGAAGUUUUCUUUAAAAAGGCAAUUGCAGUGCCUUGGUUUAAAGAUAAGCUAAUGAUCCUCCAUCUAAAAAUAACUCUGCCGAAUAUCCAGAAUGUCCUUCUGCCAAAUGUACAUAAACUGACAGAAGGCUGCCAGCUUCUCCUGCAGGAAAAGAGCAUCCACAAAAUAAUGAGGACAACCCUGGGGAUUAUAAAUAUUCUUAACUCCAAUGGAAGAAACCAAGGUGCCUGGGGUAUUAAGCUUGAGACACUUCCCAGGAUACUUGAGAAUUCAAGUCUUGUUCUCCUUAUACAAGAGAAGAUGAAAAAAGACAGUUUGAAAAUUCAGGCAUGCGUGACUGUGCUAUCAGAUGUAGUAAAAAUAUCAACAGAUAUCAUAGAGACAGACUGCCAGGAGUACUAUAGCAAGAAGGAGCUUAUUGAAACAAUUGAUAUUGCAAAGGAGCAUAAGAAGUCAAUAAGCUCUCUAUUAAAAGAGCUAAACAACUUGCAGGAAGCAUACCUUAAGUGGAGGUCUUCCAUGGAAGAACUUAGGCUGUUCAUGGGCGAGAAGGAGUUCACUGGUGCUAGUCUGCAGAUUCUCUCAAAGUACAUUAUUAACGUACACACAUUCAAAUUACCAAAGAAGUAG